Fusarium oxysporum Fo47 is the source of this 1698-nucleotide messenger RNA. Its product is annotated as DMT family transporter. The transcript has 4 exons. Gene Ontology annotation, biological process: regulation of peptide transport. The record is from RefSeq and is a predicted model, not a curated record. Lineage: Eukaryota; Fungi; Ascomycota; Sordariomycetes; Hypocreales; Nectriaceae. The coding region runs from base 139 to 1446 and encodes 435 amino acids. Gene Ontology annotation, cellular component: membrane.
CACAACCAUCGAAAUACUCUCAAAACCGCAGUGGUCGCUUGCGCUGACAUCACCAACAUCUUCGCUUAUCGCGACUCGGGCCGAGACGCGCACAGUUGCGCGCAUCCGGGGAAACUGCUUUCGCAUCGAAGAUAAGAGAUGGCACCGGCUAUGUCGACUUUAUCAGAUGAGGGAUCGCUUUCGCGAGAGCGACAGCAUGUACAAGAUGAGAACGAUGUGGCAGUACCUUCGAGCCCGCUACUAGAGUCGAGAUCAAGAUCACCAGCUGGGUUGAGGGCGAGACUGGGCUUGGGCGGUGUUGCGAGAAGAACCCUUGGCUUUGCGCUGUUAUUGCUGACCGUGUUCCUGUGGACAUUAUACAAUUUCAUCGCCAGUUACAUGUUCUCUGAUCAAACCUACAACAAGCCUUUCUUCAUCGUUUACCUCAACACCUCGAUAUUCGCUAUCUCCUUAAUACCCAAGUUCUUCAAAUACCUACGGAAGCAUGGAAUCAGUGGAAUGCGAGAUGAUGCGACGCAAUUAUGGUCCGAUUACAAGCAUGGCAGAAUAAAUACGAAGUCACUCUAUCAAUCCGAGGACGACCAGGCAACCGAGCGCUUGAUAUCGCAAGGAUACGGAAGCACCGAAACCGCAGCCUCCGAAGAGAAGCUGACAUUCAAGGAGACUGCCGUUUUGAGCUUCGAGUUCUGCAUGCUGUGGUUCUCAGCGAACUACUUUGCAUCAGCUUGUCUCGAAUACACAAGUGUCGCGAGCGUUACGAUCCUGACAUCCACGAGUAGUGUCUGGACUCUUAUCUUCUGCUCCCUAUUCGGAAUCGAGCGGUUCUCGACAGCCAAGAUCUUAGGUGUAGGAGCUUCUCUAGCAGGAGUGAUUCUUAUCUCGACUGUGGAUUUGUCCGGCAAAAGCGAUGAGGAUAGAGGGUCGUUCCCGCACAAGUCACCUACACAAAUCGCGGUUGGAGAUUCAAUGGCGCUUCUGAGUGCUGUUAUUUAUGGUCUUUAUGUGACGGUGAUGAAGCGCAAGGUUCCAAAUGAGGACAAGGUCGAUAUGCAGCUGUUCUUCGGGCUGGUUGGUGUUUUCAACGUGGUUCUCCUUUGGCCCAUCUUCUUCAUCUUGCAUUGGACGGGCUUGGAACCGUUUGAACUACCACCUAGUAGCACACUUUGGGGCAUCAUUAUUUUCAAUGCGGUGUCUUCCUUCAUCAGCGAUAUUUCAUGGGCCCUCGCUCUGCUCAUGACGACACCCCUUGUGGUGACAGUUGGCUUAUCUCUCACAAUACCCCUGUCUUUGAUUGGCGAGAUCUUGCAAUAUCAGCAAUAUUCGAGUUUUACCUAUUGGGUUGGUGCUGCAGUUGUUUUUGUUUCAUUUAUUGUGGUCAGCCGAGAAAGUCACGAUGGGGAGGAGCCCAAGAAGGACGACGACUUGGAGAGAUCGGUGGGAGUUUAAGUGUACGGGUCAUGAAGAUAACGAAAUGCACGAGCUUACGGACUUUUGAGGCGUUUGGGUUGCUUUCAACAGCAAGUUACGGAACAGCAGGGACAAGUUAUGCACAGGAUGCAAGGCGUUUCAACCGCAAGAUAUGGCUACAUGAACAGUUCAGUCAUGGAGAUAAGGAGUUAAGGACUUAAUUUAGAAUGUUAGAUUUCCCGAUGUAGAAAAUUGCAGGAAAUAAGUCUUGAUCGUGCAGGGUCUUGAGGG